UACUGAACUGCAACCGUAACGAUCACAAGAACGAGGAUUUAGCAGACUUUUAUUUUUGUCGGUAAUUUCCUGUGGAGCGCGGAACUAAGAGAGAGCAUCCAUUGUGUUGCUCAAAAUGUCGACUUGGGUCCUGAACGCUGUCUAGUAUUUUACAUGCAGCCUCGUGAGUUAUUUAGUGUUCGGGCCGAACCUUAGCAUUGAAACCAUCUUCGAACACGAACCAAGUGUGGUUUGUGCUAACCGGUGCCCAUAUGGCGUCCCAAAAUUCAAUAGGGCCUGCUUUGCCCCCAAACUUUAAAAACGCUGACGAUUCUGAUGAUGAACGUGACUAUGCCGGUCCCGCUUUGCCUCCCGGUUAUAAACGAGGAGAACCAUCCAGCUCGUCGGAUGAAAGUGAAGAAGUGGCAGUCAAAAGAGUCAAGACGUCUGAAGAAAAACAUACAGAGUAUGUCGAUCGGACGAAAACGCGGCAUACAAAAAAAAUGGAACGUGAACAAAAACAUAGUCGUCGUAUCUGUCGUUUGAACAGAUUUGAGAAGAGUAAGGAUGAAGAAGAUGACGGCUUCUUUGGACCCGCAUUACCACCAGGCUUUGGCAAGAAGCAGAGUUCACCAGAGAGGCCACCUGUGCUGGGACCAGCCUUGCCUCCUGGGUUCCGCCGUGCCGUAUAUGAUCAUGAUGAUGGUGAUGGUGAUGAAGAGGGAUUCCCAGGACCUGCCUUGCCACCAGGUUACAAGGCCGACUCCUUCAGCAGUGAGGGGGAGGAUGAGAUUAUUAUUGGACCCAUGCCAUCCGAUGGUCCAGUUCAAAAUACAGUGGCUCAAGACAUUGAACGUAGGGCACGAAUAAUGAAAGACAAGCUGACUAAAGUUGAUGUUCCUGAGGCGCCCAGCCGAGAGACUUGGAUGACUGAGCUUCCACCAGAACUACAACACAUUGGCGUGGGGGCUCGCACUUUCAAGAAGAGGUCGGGUCCGGAGAAGGGUGACCGCUCCAUUUGGACCGAUACACCCGCGGACGCUGAGCGCAAGGCCAGGGAACGUCUCGAGAAAAAGAAAAGGGGCGAGACUGAGAAAGAUUCUGCCCCACAAAUCUCUCAAAAGGAUUUGGAGAUGGCAGACAAGGUCUCCAAAUAUAAUAAAACUACGCGCUCAGAAUCUCUGAUGAGUUUGCAUACAAAGAACAUAAAGGAGAAAGCAACGCAGGUGAGAGACAAUCCAGUGGAGAGGAGAGCAUUUGAUCGGGAAACUGACCUGAAGGUCAAUCGCUUCGAUGAGGCGCAGAAGCAGCGCCUGCUGAAGAAAUCUCAGGAACUGAACACUCGCUUCUCCCACAGCAACGAUAGGAUGUUCUUGUAAGGACAUUGUUUACAGUCAAAUGUUGUCUCCUGAAUAAUGCCUACAAUUAUUUGGAAGAGCCGAGAGCAGGUGGAGCUGGCCUAGUUUUCCAGGGGAUUCUUGUAGUUAAUAUAAAAUGUUAUGACUGUAAAUAAAACUUCUUUCAACUCUGAUAUGACUUAAAAUGCAAAAAAAAAAAGUACAUUAAUUUCUUUAAUGGGUUAAAAUUGUUCUGUCAUUAAGAAAUGGGAAACAACCUUAAUGUUUUUUUUUAAAUGUAAAAAUUCACAGUAAUUGGAUUUCUAACAAUGCCAGUGAUGUUAUGACUGGACUUCAAUAUAAUGUUCUAAAAACUUUAUUGGGUUUUGCCACUCUUUGCAGGUGUACCAAAGUAUUUACUGCCAAGUUUCAUAGAAAGUAUUUUUGAGAAAAGGGAUCAUUGAGUUCAGUCUGCAUACUCAAACAACAUGCAUAGAAAGAGGCCAACCAUAGUGAAAGUGAUGAAAAACAUACAGUAGCCAAAAACAAA
Messenger RNA from Hippocampus zosterae (dwarf seahorse), 1866 nucleotides. It is a transcript of the gene gpalpp1, whose product is annotated as GPALPP motifs containing 1. The transcript has 6 exons. The record is from RefSeq and is a predicted model, not a curated record. Bases 252 to 1358 code for a protein of 368 amino acids. NCBI's taxonomy places the organism in Eukaryota, Metazoa, Chordata, Actinopteri, Syngnathiformes, Syngnathidae.